UUUCAAAAUCGCAGGUGGCAGCAGUGCAGCGGGCGCCGAGCGGAGCGGAGCGGAGCGGAGCCGGGCUCGGGGCCGUGGUCGUGGCCGGAGCGGGCAGCUGUGCUCAGAGGCAAAGAGAAAAGAUGCCAAUGCCACGCAGUACCAAGACUGUGGGCAGUAAACAGCCCCGGCCUGGCAAAGCUGUCCCAGUGGUGGAGAAUGGCAGAUCUGAGAAGGAGGAGAACAGUCAAACAAAGCGGUCCCCGUCCUCACCUCAGGGUGCGCCCAAGAAGAGGUCAGCAUUUGGAGACAUCACGAAUGCUCAUAAGAACCAGGUUGUCGUGGGAAAGAAGGAGGCUGUGAAGGCAGGUCCCAAGAAGGCACAGAAGGGCACCGCCACACUGGGGGUCCUGAAAAACAAUGAGAUCAACUUGAAAAAGUCGAUGAAGAAAACUCCCCCAAAGGAGGCACACGCUGAACUCAAACCCAUCCCCAAGAACAAUGCUGUACAGGAGAAGCCAGCACCUGUGCAGAUGCCAGUGGUAGAGGACAUUGACAAGUACCAGCUGGAGGACCCGUACGCCAAUGCUGUGUAUGCCAAGGAGAUCUUUGAUUAUAUGAGAGGGAGAGAGGAGAAGUUUUUGCUCUCGGACUACAUGAAGAAGCAGCCUGACAUCAGCUGGGACAUGAGAGCAAUCCUGGUGGACUGGAUGGUGGAGGUGCAGGAGAACUUUGAGCUGACCCAUGAGACGCUAUACCUGGCAGUGAAGCUGGUGGAUCACUACCUGUUGGAGGUGGUCAGCAUGAGAGACAAGCUACAGCUCAUUGGUUCCACAGCCAUCCUCAUUGCUUCCAAAUUUGAGGAGCGCUGCCCCCCAUGCGUGGAUGACUUCCUCUACAUCUGUGAUGAUGCCUACAAGCGGGAGGAGCUGAUCGCCAUGGAGAUAAGCAUUCUCCAGACCCUGGAGUUCGACAUCAACAUUCCCAUCCCGUAUCGCUUCCUGCGACGGUUUGCCAAGUGUGCUCAUACCAGCAUAGAGACACUGACUCUGGCACGCUUCAUCUGUGAGAUGACUCUGCAGGAGUAUGACUACAUCCAGGAGCGCGCCUCCAAGCUGGCUGCCAGCUGCUUGCUUUUGGCACUCAAGAUGAAGGACCUUGGCGGAUGGAGCCCUACCCUGGAAUAUUACAGUGGCUACACAUCUCAAGAGCUGCAUCCCCUGGUGAAGAGGCUGAACUUCCUGCUGACCUAUCAGCAUGUUGACAAGCUCAAGGCUGUGCGCACCAAGUACUCCCACCGGGUCUUCUUUGAAGUCGCUAAGAGUGUGCCCAUGGACAUGCUGAAGCUGGAGGAAGCUCUGAAGAGCUAGCCCUGGGACAUGGGGUGAGGAGCUCUCCUGCGGGGCUGCCGGCCCAGACUCAUGGCAUGGGACAUUGAACAGCCUGUAUGUAUAUAGCUUGUAAAUAGCAAUGUGCUCCCUUUGCCCAAGGGGAGUCUGUACAUAGACAUUUUUUAUUAUUAAAGGAAGGGCGGGGGGAGGAAAAAAUAGUGGUAGUGUUAAUGGAAACUAGAAGAUGUCAAUAAACUAUUGUGUAUCUCCCCUC
Messenger RNA from Gavialis gangeticus (Gharial), 1584 nucleotides. It is a transcript of the gene CCNB3, whose product is annotated as cyclin B3. Lineage: Eukaryota; Metazoa; Chordata; Crocodylia; Gavialidae. Gene Ontology annotation, cellular component: nucleus; cyclin-dependent protein kinase holoenzyme complex; cytoplasm. Bases 123 to 1349 code for a protein of 408 amino acids. The transcript has 12 exons. The record is from RefSeq and is a predicted model, not a curated record. Gene Ontology annotation, biological process: mitotic cell cycle phase transition; regulation of cyclin-dependent protein serine/threonine kinase activity. Gene Ontology annotation, molecular function: cyclin-dependent protein serine/threonine kinase regulator activity.